AUGACAGUUGUAAAAUCUAUAAUUGAACAAGAAAAGGCAAAAUCCUUAGUGUUAUUAAGGCAUCAUUUGCAUGAAGGCCUUAAAACUGAGUACAUGAUGGUUGAAGAUCCCAAAGAAUUAUGGGAUAGCCUUAAUGAAAGAUUUGGACACCACAAAAGGGUGCUCCUUCCUAAGGCUUUAUUUGAGUGGACAAAUUUACGGUUUCAGGAUUUCAAAUCUGUAAUUGAUUACAAUUCAACCAUACAUGAGAUAGUAUCUAUAUUGAGAUACUGUGAUCAUCCAGUCACCGAUGAACAGAUGAUUGAAAAAACACUCACUACCUUUCAUGCAAGCAACAUACUGUUGCAAGAACAAUAUCGUGAAAGAGGUUUCAAAAAGUUUAAUGAAUUAAUGAGUGUAUUUCUUGUUGCGGAACAAAUUAGUGAUCUUUUGUUGAAAAAUUAUAAUCUUAGACCAAUUGGGUCUUUGGGCAUUCAUUAUGAGGCAAAUGCAACAAGUUCUUAUCCACCUGAGAAGGGACAGUCAUCUGGAAGCCACAAACAAACUCCUUCAAAAGGAAAAGACACAUGUUACAGAUGUGGCAUGACAAGACAUUGGGGACGUUCUUGUCGUACGACCAAAAAUUUGGUAGACCUUUACCAGGCUUCUGUAAAAGGCAAAGAGAAAAAUGUAGAAGCAAAUUAUGUUAAUGAAGAAAAUGCUCCAUGUCCUACCCUUGAUGUAUCCAAUUUUUUCAUGGACAAUGCUGAAAUUGGAAAUGAUUUCAUCUUUGGAGAAAAUAACAAUGCUUAG
Molecule: messenger RNA, 792 nt
Organism: Chenopodium quinoa (quinoa)
Lineage: Eukaryota; Viridiplantae; Streptophyta; Magnoliopsida; Caryophyllales; Amaranthaceae
Exons: 2
Coding region: 1-792 (263 amino acids)
Molecular function (GO): nucleic acid binding; zinc ion binding
Source: RefSeq, a predicted model, not a curated record